CCGUAUUCCUUCUUAGUACCACAGUGCAACCAACUAGCUACUUGUGUUCUGUGUGAUGCAUUUCUCUUUAUUUUGAGAUGGCAGAUGAGUAUGAUCGCAGCAGCUACGGAAGGUCAGGCACAGGCAGUGACGAAGGCGGGUACAACAAGACCAGCGAGGAAGACUAUGGCCGCAGCAGCGAUGAAUACGGCCAUGGUACCGGCGGCUUCAACAAAUCCAGCAACGACAACAAUGAUGGUGCGUACAAGAACACCAACACGGACGACUACAGUAGCAGUGGCGGCUACAACAAGUCCAGCACUGACAAUUUCACUGGCGGCUUGAAUAAAUCUAGCCCUGAUGACUACACUGGCGGUGGCAGCUACAACAAAACUGGUGCCGACGACUACAGUGCCGGUGGCGACUACAACAAGUCCAGCACCGACGAUUUCAGUGGCGGCCACAACAAGUCUAGCACGGACGACUAUGAUGGUGGCUACAAGAACUCCAGCGCCGAUGCCGGCUAUGGCGAAGGCGGUUACAAGAAACCAAGCACCGAGGACUCCCCCGCGUACAACAAAUCAAGCAUCGAGGAGGACUACAGCAGCGGCAAGAACACCCCCAAUACUGAUGACUAUGACGGCAGUGGCUACAACAAGUCCAGCACUGAUGAUGGCUACAAGAAGCCCGGUGCCGACGAGUACAGUGGUGGCUACAGCAAGUCCGGCGCCGAUGGGUAUGCCACUGGUGCAGGCGAGACUGGCUCUGAUGAUUACUAGACAAAAUCGUCGUGAAAGUGAGUGUGUUUGCGAUGCUAAAUACGUAUGUAUGUGUGGUUUGUACUGCUACUGGUCCUUGCUAAAUGAUUUAGCGUUUGUAUUCUUUUUUCUUUAUGGUGGGGUCGAUCAUAUGUAUACUGAUGUGAUCCCAUCAUAGCGCCGCGGCUGUUGAGAUGAGUGUGUAUAUGUACCCGUGUGUAUGUAGCAGUCUUGCUGUCCAUCUAUGCGCUUGUACGAAUGCGUAAUACACUUUAUCAUGUCUGUAGCUGGACAUAUGUAUAAAUAGUUGACUAUAGUUAUGCAAAUGUGUACUAUACUACUA
Molecule: messenger RNA, 1080 nt
Organism: Triticum aestivum (bread wheat)
Lineage: Eukaryota; Viridiplantae; Streptophyta; Magnoliopsida; Poales; Poaceae
Product: RNA-binding motif protein, X-linked-like-3
Exons: 1
Coding region: 78-758 (226 amino acids)
Source: RefSeq, a predicted model, not a curated record